AUGUCCCCAGAAUUACCAAACUUUGAUGGAGACUCCUCAACCCGUUUGCAGUACUCAGCGCACAAUCCUAUUGAGCAGUACGUUCUGCUAGCAAAAGGCGCUAAAGGAGCGGCUUGCAUGGAGUUGAUCAAGCAAGUUCUGGAAGCACCAGGAGUUCACGUAUUCGGUGAAUUGCUGGCGAUGCCCAACAUCCAAGAGCUGCAAAAUGGAUCACAUGCAAACUACUACAAUACGCUAAAUCUAUUUGCAUACGGCACGUAUCGACAAUAUCUCGAGAAUCAAGCCAAACUCAUUCAGCUGACACCGGCGAUGCAAAAGAAAUUACAGCAUCUGACUGUUGUUUCUCUGGCUAUCAAAAGCAAAUGUAUCCCAUAUAGUGAACUACUCGAUGAGUUGGACAUUAAGAAUGUGCGAGUGCUAGAAGACUUGAUAAUUGAAGCGAUUUACGCUGAUGUUAUCCACGGAAAACUGGAUCAAAAAAAUAAGCAGCUGGAAGUAGAUUAUGCGAUUGGACGCGAUAUCCGUAAGGGAGACGUAAAAGAAAUCGCUUCAAUACUACACGAGUGGAGCGAUUCUUGUGAGACAAUUUUACUCUGUCUUGAAACUCAAAUUAAUCGCGCCAAUACCGAAAAACAGAAACGUUUGAAGCAUAAAGAAGCAAUCGAACAAGAGAUCGCCAAUUUGAAGAAAGCCAUCAAGACACAAGCUGUCGAAACAGAUGAAGCCAUGGCUACAGACACCUGCAGAGAUAUUGUUGGAGGACUUGACCUGCGGAAAAAGUCAACUAAAUCCAAAAGCCUUAAAGGUUGCGGUCCAGGAAAGUCAGUAUCGAAAUGAUUGGCUUAAUCUCCCUACCAAGAAGAUCCAGGCGAAGCUACCCGAGGGCACUAAUGGGAUUUUAUUAACUUCUUAGUUUUCCUUUGCGAAUUUUCUUUAUUUCUUUCCCGAC
Messenger RNA from Anopheles nili, 949 nucleotides. RefSeq names its product COP9 signalosome complex subunit 7 (gene CSN7). The transcript has 4 exons. NCBI's taxonomy places the organism in Eukaryota, Metazoa, Arthropoda, Insecta, Diptera, Culicidae. Gene Ontology annotation, cellular component: COP9 signalosome. The coding region runs from base 1 to 837 and encodes 278 amino acids. The record is from RefSeq and is a predicted model, not a curated record. Gene Ontology annotation, biological process: COP9 signalosome assembly.